Molecule: messenger RNA, 1794 nt
Organism: Punica granatum (pomegranate)
Lineage: Eukaryota; Viridiplantae; Streptophyta; Magnoliopsida; Myrtales; Lythraceae
Source: RefSeq, a predicted model, not a curated record
GAAGUGUCAGAGGAGAGGAUAAUGUGUGCAAUGGCUUCUGACUAUGGAGCUUUCAUGACCAAAUUCCUUCUCCAACCCGCCAAACCCUCCCCCGCUCUCCCACUGAACGGCCUCACCUUCGCCAUUAAAGAGAUGUUUGAUGUGGAAGGGCAAGUCACUGGGUUCGGGAACCCCGACUGGGCGAGGACUCACUCGGCCGCCUGCUCUACGGCUCCGACGGUGUUGGCGUUGUUAGAAGCAGGUGCCACAUGUGUUGGUAAAACUGUCAUGGAUGAAAUGGCUUACAGUAUAAAUGGGGAGAAUAAACAUUACGGCACGCCGAGAAAUCCAUGUGCACCGGAUCGGGUACCCGGGGGAUCAUCUAGUGGGUCUGCUGUUGCAGUGGGUGCAAUGCUUGUAGAUUUCUCUCUUGGAACUGAUACUGGUGGAAGUGUAAGAGUUCCCGCAUCGUACUGUGGAAUUUAUGGAUUUCGGCCUUCACAUGAUGUCGUUUCAACGAGUGGAGUUAUACCAAUGGCGCAGAGUUUUGAUACAGUGGGAUGGUUUGCUAGAGAUCCAAAGGUACUGAAACAAGUUGGAAAUGUUCUUCUAAAAUCGCCUCAGGUAGAUUAUGUCAGACCUAGUCAGAUCAUUAUUGCAGAGGAUUGUUUUCAGCUUCUAAGCAUCCCAAAGGAUCGGGUGGCUCAAGUUCUCGUGAAAUCCGUUGAGAAGACAUUUGGAGGUCAUGUUGUUAAGAAGACCACUCUUGGGGACUACGUGAAGGAUAAUGUUCCAUCCUUGGACUGCUUUAUGAGUAAAGGAGGUGAUGAAAACGUCUAUAACAUACCAUCCUUGGCAGCUCUUUCUAGUGCAAUGCGAUUGCUUCAAAGGUAUGAAUUCAAGAAUAACCAUGGAGAAUGGGUCGAGACAGUCAGACCCGACUUGGGUCCAGGAAUAUCAGAACGGGUCUGGGAAGCCGUCAGAGUGAGUGAGAAAAAAGUCGACGUGUGUCGCUUGGUGAAGAAAGAAUUUCAUGCUGCUCUUACUGCUUUUCUUGGGGAUGACGGCAUUCUCGUGAUCCCCACAGUCCCAGGGCCUCCGCCUAAAUUACAAACGGAUCCAUCCACUCUCGAGAUAUUCAGAGCAAGGGCAUUUAGCUUGCUGUCAAUUGCAGGAGUAUCUGGAUUCUGCCAGGUAAGCAUACCUCUGGGAAUGUACAAAAAUUUGCCUGUUUCGGUUUCCUUGCUUGCAAAACAUGGCUCAGAUGCGUUCCUGCUUAACGUGGUGGAGACCCUUUAUGAUUCUCUUAGAGAGGAAAUCUCCAUCGCUGAGAAAGCUAGUUACUGAGUCAAGACGUGCUCUUCUCUAGAAUAGUACGUUCCUUCUUCUCUUCAGAAGGUAUUCUGCAUGCUUGCAGUAUUUGGCUGCUCAAUGAAUAGCGACAGUUGAAGUAGCGCUCGACAUGCCUUGUACAAAACUCUGAUAUUGUCAAUGUAUAGAAUUUCAGUUGGAAGGGUGUUCUUUGUGAGGAGUGAAGCUUUGUUCGGUCUGUUCAAACUUAUCUGCCGCUUUUAAGCCAGCAACUUUGUGAGGAGUGAUUGCUUUCCUUACAGUUACCGCAUAUGGGGCUUAGGAAUCCAAUGGUGGCAAUGAUCUGGGCUGAGAACAACCUCGAAAAGAGGUGUCGGAUGCUAGUUUGUUGGGAUGUCUAAGUAAAUCUCGAGGAUUGUUCCCUCCCACUCGGGAAUAACGAAUGUGAAAUUGGGCCGAGCCCGUGUACUAGGUACAUAAAUAAGUUGGUGGUUGAGCUCUUGA